Adineta steineri is the source of this 444-nucleotide messenger RNA. Lineage: Eukaryota; Metazoa; Rotifera; Eurotatoria; Adinetida; Adinetidae. The record is from the annotation of a GenBank genome assembly.
CCAAAUCCUAAAUAUGGUAAAGAUCUUGUUUUAUGUCAUAAUGAUCUACUUGUUAAAAAUAUUGUUUAUAAUAAUAAAAAUCAAACAAUAUCAUUUAUUGAUUUUGAAUUUACACAUUUAAAUUAUGCUUUAUUUGAUAUUGCAAAUCAUUUUAUUGAAUAUGCUGGUGUUGAAAAUGCAGAUUUUAGUAUAUAUCCAAGUUAUGAUGAACAAAAACGAUGGUUAAAAAUUUAUUUUCAAACUCGUCAAUUCGAUCAACAAAGAAUUAAUGAUGAUUUAUGUCGACUUAUUCGUAAAUUUUCUGCUUUAGUACAUUUAGCAUGGGGACUUGAGGCAUUAGUACAAGGAAAAUUAUCAUCUAUAGAUUUUGAUUAUGUUAAUUAUGCUAAAAUGAGAUUUAAUUGUUAUCAAAAUUUACGAUCACUUCUUUUUGAAAAUGCAUAA